AUGGGUCGCAAGAAGAAGUUUGUGGACAAGAAGAGCGCGGCGUCGUUCACGCUCAUGUACCGCGAAUCCAACGACCCCGACGCGCCCGGUGAGCGCGUCUUCGUGCGCACCGACGCCGGAAGCAACCAUGUUCCGGGAUUCUCGGACGACUACCAGCCGCCGAUCCCGGAAAACGCGGAGGAUUUUAGCGGCGAGGAGUGGGAGGAGGAGGAUGAUGAGGAUGAGGAAGAGGGGGAGGAGGGGGAGGGGGAGGGAAGAAGCGUCGCCGGGAGCAGGAGGUCCCGAGCGCAGUCGCACGCUGUCGCACGCGCGACUGAUGGCGACGACGCGGCCUCGGUCGCGGGCCGAUCGCACGCGAGCACGAGGCGCGGUGGAGGGAGAGGGCGCGACUUAUGGGCGGGCCUGGGGUUGGGCGGGCCGCCCGGGUGGGAUGGGGGGAGCGUGAUGGGAGGAGGAGGAAGCGUGGCCGGCGGGCAGGGCAAGAAAAAACUCACCGAGAGCGCCCGUCGCGAAAUUAUCGAAUUAGGGUUACCCGACGACGGGUACGACUACACGCAGCACCUUCGGGUGAUCGGGCAGACGAGGACGUUCGCGUCGUUCGUUCCCGCCGAGGCUCCCGCGGCCGCGCUUCCCGACGACGUAAAGAUAUAUAAAGCCACGCGCCUUACCGUGCGGCCGGACACGUCGGCUGCCACGACAGCAGCCGCCGACGCGCCGGUUGCUGACCUGGAGGUCGUGGCAAAGAUCUCCUCCGUCAUCAAGGAGAUUCGGCCGAAGCGCGGAUUCCCCGCCGCCGCGCCGCCCGCCCGCGCAGCUCAAAGUGCAGCGCCAGCUUCCGCGGGAGCGCAAGCAGGCGAUUCCGCAGGCGGGGAGGGCAGCGCAAACUACUUAGGCGUUUCAGGGCUCGAUCCGGAGGUUUUAGCGCUGCUAGAAGGGGACGGGGGAGAGGGGGAAGCGGGGGAGGGGGAGGAGGGGGAAGAUGUUUUCGGGGAGCUAGAAGAUGACUUUGUUUUGCUGGCGACGGCGGGGGGGGAGGAGGAGGAGGAGGAGGCGGAGGAGGCGGAAGAUGCGGAAGGUAGGUUGAACGAGGCAGCGGGGGAAGGGGAAAGUGUGAGGUUGGCGGAAGAAGCUUCCGGUGUGGGUGCGGCAGGGGACACGGUCAUUGCGCCAGGCGUGGAAAGCUUAACAAGCGGGGUUGAGGGUUCGGGGGUUAAAGGAGAAAGCUGGAAGCUUGGCGGGGAAGCGGCGGUGGGCGCGGAGGCGCAGCGGAGGGAAGCAGCGGUGGGCGGGGAGGAAAUGCGGCGGAGGGCGGAAGAGGAGGCUAAGAGCCGCGCUCAGGCGGAGGAGAACCUGAGAGCGCUGGAGGAACAAGUGAUGCUGCUGGCUGAGCGGGAAUACGCGGAUGCUGACGUGGACGACUUCUCAGAUGACGAGGACGGGGACCACCGGGGCGGCGGAGGGGGGUCCGCAGCGGGGCAUGCGGAUAUUUCCAUGUUCAGCAACGUGCUGGACGACUUCCUGGAAGCUUCCCGGCGGGAGAGCCUGCUGGAGCUGCAGAGGGGGGGCGCGGUUGUGCGGAUGGGGAAGGGGGAGGGCGGGGGAAAAGGGGAGAGCGGGGAGAGGGGAGAUAGUGGGGGAGCAAAGGAGGUGAAGGAGGGGGGCGAAGAGAAUGGAGAGGAAGAAAUUGUGGCUAUUCCUAUUGUGCCUGGUGGGGGAGAUAGGGUUGGGAAGGGAGGGGACACGAAAGAGGAAGAAGAGGAAGAGGAGGAGGAGGAAGAGGAGGAAGAGGAAGAGGUGGAAUAUAUUUCGGAGGAGGAGGGCGAGGAGAGGGAGAGGGGCAAGUGGGACUGCGAGUCGAUAGUCUCUACCUACUCAAACCUAGACAACCACCCUGCACGAAUCUCCGCCCCUUCCAAUCCCCGCAGAAAGGGGAGCAGAGCGGGAGAGGCGGCGGCGGGAGGAGGGGGAGUGGCCGGGGGGGGUGGUGGGAGGAUUGGGGUGGAGGAGAUUAGAUUGAAGGGGAGAGCGCAGCUGCCUGCUGGGUUUGUGCCGGGGAGAGUGGGGAGAGUGGGGAGAGAGGGGAGGGAGGGGGAGGAGGAGGGGAGAGGGAGUGGCACGGGGGGUGGGUUGCAGGGGAUUGGGGAGGAUGAGGAAGGGGCGGGGGAGGGAGGGGGGGGUGUUGUGUUUGUGCGGCCGAGAGGGAAGGAGAAGGAGACGCCUGAAGAGAAGAAAGCACGCAAGCCAACCACUCUGGGUUACCCAUCGCUUCUCACUCAACCUCUUUCCACCGCAUCCAACCUCUAUCUGCCACAUCUUGUGCAGGAAGCUGUGAAGGCUCAGAAGCGGGCGGCGAGGGAGGCGAAGAAGCAGACAAAAGAGAUGUACAAAGUGGAGGGCAAGAAGGCUCAAAAGGGUGCGGCAUCCACUGUUGCACAAGGCAUACAUUUACUGUAG
Molecule: messenger RNA, 2454 nt
Organism: Closterium sp. Naga37s-1
Lineage: Eukaryota; Viridiplantae; Streptophyta; Zygnematophyceae; Desmidiales; Closteriaceae
Source: the annotation of a GenBank genome assembly